Messenger RNA from Ixodes scapularis (black-legged tick), 1691 nucleotides. Its product is annotated as amidophosphoribosyltransferase. NCBI's taxonomy places the organism in Eukaryota, Metazoa, Arthropoda, Arachnida, Ixodida, Ixodidae. Gene Ontology annotation, biological process: purine nucleotide biosynthetic process; purine nucleobase biosynthetic process. The record is from RefSeq and is a predicted model, not a curated record. The transcript has 7 exons. Gene Ontology annotation, molecular function: amidophosphoribosyltransferase activity. Bases 92 to 1642 code for a protein of 516 amino acids.
GCGCAACGCGGAGUAGAGUCGAGCGGGACGAGACCGCGCAACCCUGCUCUCGCGUCCACCGGCCCCGUGUCCGAACUCCUCAAGCCCCGCCAUGGCCACCGCUGCCCCCGCGACCAGUGCCACCACCAGCAGCGAAGUCAAGUUUGACGAAGAACACGAACUUCGUGAGGCAUGCGGAGUGUUUGGCUGCAUCGCGAGCGGCGAGUGGCCCACCAACUUAGACGUCAGUCACAUCAUCUGCCUGGGUCUGGUGGCGCUCCAGCACAGGGGACAAGAAAGCGCAGGCAUCGUGACGAGCCAAGGAGAAAGCCUCAAGAAGUUUGCGGUUCAUCGAGGCAUGGGCCUCGUGAGUAAUGUAUUCAAUGAAGACUCCAUGACAAAGCUUAAGGGAAACCUCGGCGUGGGACACACACGCUACUCCACGACGGGCGGCUCGGAACACGAGCUGGCGCAACCCUUUGUGGUGCACACCAACCACGGCCUGCUAGCCAUUGCACACAACGGAGAACUUGUCAAUGCCAUCAACCUUCGAAGACAGAUCCUCAACAAAGGCAUCGGCCUGACGACGGGCUCAGACAGUGAGCUAAUCAUGCAGAUCCUAAGCCAACCUCCACCAACUGGAGAGGAGGAAGAUGGUCCAAACUGGCCGGCUCGCAUCAGGCACCUGAUGUCCUUGACACCCACGGCAUAUUCGCUCAUCAUGAUGUACGACGACACCAUCUACGCCGUCAGAGAUCCUUUCGGUAACCGACCACUCAGUAUCGGUGUCCUGGUGCCCCCUAGUGGAAUCAAAGACAAGAGCAAUCCACAGCCGGAGUACGAAGGAUGGGUGGUGUCCUCGGAAUCGUGUGCCUUCAAGUCUGUCAGUGGCGUUCUCUACCGUGAGGUCCUUCCUGGGGAAAUCGUGGAAAUCACGAAGCACGGACCCAAGUCGAUCUGCGUGGUACCUCGGCCGUAUGCUGCGCCGCCUGCCUUCUGCAUUUUCGAGUAUGUUUACUUCGCCAGGCCUGACAGCAUCUUCGAAGGUCAAAUGGUCUACUCCGUCCGGAGAGAAUGUGGCAAGCAGCUGGCCAGGGAAGCUGCCGUGGACGCUGACAUCGUCAGCACCGUCCCCGAGUCUGCCACCCCUGCCGCCCUUGGUUUUGCGGAGAUGACGGGCAUUCCAUACGAGGAGGUGCUGUGCAAGAACCGUUACGUGGGCCGCACCUUCAUCCAGCCCAGCACUCGCCUUCGGCAGCUAGGAGUAGCCAAGAAGUUUGGCCCGUUGUCGGACAAUUUCCACGGCAAGCGCAUCAUCCUCAUCGACGACUCCAUCGUCCGCGGGACCACCGUAGGCAGCAUCAUCAAGUUGCUCAAGGAUGCGGGGGCCAAGGAGGUGCACAUCCGCAUUGCGUCUCCCCCGCUCCACUACCCGUGCUACAUGGGCAUCAACAUCCCUACCAAGGAGGAGCUCAUCGCCAACAAGCUCAAUGCCAAGGAGCUUGCCCAGGCCCUGGGGGCAGCCAGCCUGGUCUACCUCUCCGUCCAGGGGCUCACCACGGCCGUGCAGAAGGGGGUCCAGCGCCAGAACGGGGGCAGCAAGGAGCUCGGCCACUGCACCGCCUGCCUCACUGGCAACUACCCGGUCGCGCUAGAGUGGUAGCACGCCCAAUCCCAGUUUUGAAUUAAAUGCGGUUUUAUUACUUUUUUUA